CAAGCUGUGCAAAGCUGUAAACAGCUGUGUAAUGAAACCAGGAAUCGUGUUUUUCAUCAGUAGAGCAUAUACGGAUACAAAAAAGGACUUCUCAUAUUGCCUCAAAUUUGGCUGGACUCUCCACAACAACAAUGGCCAAAGGUAAAGCAGUUCGACAACGGGAGAAGAGGAUACACUCUACUAUCUCGCGACAGAGCAACAAGGAAGUCAUCAACGAUAAAACAACCUUUACGGACCAUGAGAAUUUUCCAAGUCACAGUUUUUGGAAAUAUUCUUCUUUUACCAUUCUUGCAUUAUUGGGUAGUAUGGCGUUGUUUUGCUCCAAAGACAGCUUGCUGUCCUGUCAGACUUUGAGUUCAAAGAAUGCUUUUCACGACAGUGAAGAAAAUGUUAAGCUUCAGUUUCCCUGUCACGUUGGAGACGAGUGGUCUAUUGAUCGCCGGUCAAAUUUAAGUUUAGAGGAAUUUGUCCAAUGCUAUGAUGCCAAAAGGUAUUUCCUCCUAAUACAGCUUUCACCAGAGGUUUACUGUACUUAAGAGGGGGUAGGUUUUUGUCAGUGAGGGAGGAGUGAGGAGCGAAGAGUUGUGGGAGGUCGGGGAGGUGAUAUGCGUUAGGCUACUGCAUUGAAUGUCCGAACCCUCCCCGCCCCCCUCAGUUGAUGACUUACCUUUUCUUCUCACUCCUGGCCCCGGUUUUUCGAACGUUGGAUAGCGCUAUUCACGAUAAAUCACUAUCCAGUGGAUAAGUAUUUGGGAAACCAAUUGCGUUAUCCACUGGUUAGAUGUUUGUCCUGUGGAUAGCGCUAUCCAAUGUUUGAACAACGGGGGCCUGAAGAUUAAAUAACAUUGCAUUCACCCCUGAAGACUUCUGUGAAAUAUGGGUCUACCCCCUGAGGAAUACGGGUCUACUGCCGAAGAAUAUGGUUCUCCCCUUGGGGAAUUUCUUGUAAAUCAAAGCUUCACCCCUAAAGAAUUUCAUAUUUUUUGCUCUUCCCCUGUAUAUCUAGGAAGGGGGAGGGGGGUGGCUAUGGAUAGAUAUUAAAUGCAAUAGCCUGUUGUAACAUGAUCUCUGCUUGGUAAUAAACUGGUAACUGGUAAAACUGGUAACUGAUCAAAUGUAUAAGGUAAGGAGGGGUUUGGCAUUUGGAACAAAGCUGAGAGCCAGAAAGACAAAAUAUCUGUCCUUGUGAUGUCAUUGUUGAUCAUCUUGGAUCUGAAAAUGACAUUGUGCAUAUUAUACCUCCAAUUUAGCCUGCAUGGUAGGUAGUUGAAGAGGAACCCCUAGGGUAAAAUUCUGAUCAGUGACAUGGCCUUGAAUCAGUGAUAUAACACAAACAUAAUGACUACAACAAUCACAAAUAAAUCUUUAAAAUACCGACCAGGAUAUGGCUUCCUCCUCACUAUGAUAAACAACCGGUUUUGAAAUUCAUACAUGUAAUAGGACCUAGGCAUGUGAGAACAUAAAGGAUGUGCCAAAGGGGGGGGGGGGAGGCAACUUUCAUAUGUUUAAUACUAUGCCUGAAUUCCCCCUCUUCCCUUCCUGUUUUAAACAGUCUUACUGUACAAGCUGACCACAACUGUGUCCUCUUUGGCUCAGGCCUGCUAGCAAGCUAUCCAGUGCACUCUGGCGGUGGGGAGAAAAGGAAGGAGAACUUGCAGUCAUGUCUUAGAAAUUUGAAAUAGUCUAUGCAAAAUGCUGAUUGAUUAUUGGAUCUCUUAUUCACACUGAGAUGUGACUGCAAGCCCUCCCUCUUAUUUCGCCCCAUUGCCAGAGUGCCCUAAAGAACUUGCUAGCAGGCUACUUUGACUCUUAAGUGAAAGCUAAUUUUUUGUGUUAGUCUGAUGCUCAGAAAUGCUGCUCAGUAACCAAACUACAUGUAAACAUGGAAGAUUGCAGGCAGCCAUACAUAGUAGUAAUAGUAGUAACCUGCCCUAUGCAUGUUAUUAUUCAGUCUUUUUUUAGGCUUUUAGAGUUAGAAUUGUGUGAGAAGUGUGUAUUUCCCUCUUCAAAUAGCUUGCUGCCUUCUCUCCGAACCCUGCUCAUGAUAGAGCCUGCAGUAGCAGAUAAUGAUUAGAGCUUCCGAACUAGAACUCGGGGGGUUGUGAGUUUGAUUCUCUUUUCUGAGCUUUCUGGUAUAAGCAUUCUCCUUCUUCCAUUUAUAUUGUACAGGCUUCGUCUUGUACACUGGUAGACAGCCUAUUUCGAGCAAGUCCCCAGUGCAGUCCUCUAUGACUCACUGGUGUAAAUUUCAACCCUGCUCGCCUUAGAGCCUCCAGUAGUUCAGUGGUUAGAGCAUCCAAACUAGAACUCGGAGGGUUGUGGGUCAUGAGUUGGAUUCUCACCUGGAGCUCAGAAUUUUUUCUUAGCUUUCUGGUAUAAGAAUUCUCCUUCUUCCAAAUCACAAUUUUAGCAGAUGUAUUUUACAACUCUAUUUUAUUAUCAUUUAAAUUAUAAUCUCAUUUUUAGGCCAGUACUAAUAACUGAUGUGGUUAUGCACUGGAAAGCUAUCAACUGGACAAAGUCUUUCCUUGUCAAAAACUAUGGAGACAAGAGAGUGACAAUGAAAGCUACAGAGGUUUGUGUGUAUAUAUAUCAUUAGAAGUAAUAAUCAAUUUCCCACUUCAGAAACUCUAGGAAGAAUGGGAAUGAGCUUUGCAUGCAGUGAUUUCAGGGACUGUUUGGGUGGACAAGUGUCAGUUAUGAUUGGUCAGUAGUAUUCAAGGGAACCAUUAACCAAUCACUGUAAAUGUUUCUCCUGAUCCAGUCAAUCCCAGAAAUCAAUAUGCCAAAAGCUUGUACAAUGUACCUAUUCCCCUUAUAGUUCUGGAUUGGGGAAUACUAGGUGUGACUAUUAAUUUUCUUAACUGACACAUAUACAAGUGACAUGUACCACUCUUAUAACUGUUAAGUGUGCCUUGCACGGUACAUUGUACAGUAACAAUACUCUCGGCAGAAAUUUGACCAAUUGAGUAAUACAUGCACACCUCAAAAUUACUUUACUGUCCCUCUGGAAACAUGUCCUAGGAAACAUUCAAAGAUUUGUGACAGAGCACAGAACAAAUAAAUAAUUAAGGGAAGAACUUAACUUGGAAGAUCAAUGAUUAGAGAACUUUGUUAAGUAAAAGCUGAAGUAUUUUGUUCCAGGCAAUUGAAAAGGAGCAAGGGUUUGUGGAACUUCGUCUUGGAAGGAAAUGUAGAUGAGGCCCAACAGUCAUCACUGACCAGUAUGGGAUAGGUGCAAGUGUAGGUGGAGGGUCUUUCUUGAUCUGGUAGUGUGUAAAAGGGUCCUCUUAUGUUCAAUUAAUACGUAGCAGAGACCCUUCGGAGUCCAUGCUGCCAAUAUGCUAUGUCACGAAAUGGAAUUACUCAAAAAGCAAUUAGAGCCUGACACAGAAAAUCACGCAUAGGCCAGAAGUAUCAGUAAUUUUUGAACGCCCCCCAAAUUGCUUUUGCAUGAUAAUUUAUCAUAUAUAUUACAGUUAUUGAUUGUCAGUUGGCAUUAUAUUGACAGGUGCAAAUGCAAAAGGUCAGAUUUGCAUGAGGAUGACCCAUAGCGUUUUCUUUAGCGUUUGGACAUAUUAUCCUUACACUCUAUGGUACACUCUAUGGCCCCAAUCACACCUGAAAAGUGCACAACAUCAUUUACCAUCUCUUUGAAUCAGCCAAGUUCUGACGGAAUGACAGGAAAUAUCCUUUUCUUUUCACGAUAGCUCUUGAAACCUUGUGAAUGACUGCGUGCAGCAAAUACAGAAACACCUAAUAAAUCGCCAAUUAUAUUAAACCUGCUCAAAGGUUCUUCUUGUAUAAAUCUCAAAGCAUUAAGAACUUGCUACCUUGGUGAAAGCGGCCAAUCUGCCCUUGUCAAUGGCCAAGUCCUUUCUAAAGUGAAAACGCAAUCAAAAAUCUUCUUUUACAUUGUAUUUCUCCAAAUUGUUACAUCUGUCCAUAAGAUGCCAAAUUCGCCGAACAUGUAUAUUACGUAGAUUUGGCAUAGUCUCAUAAAUUUGUCUGUAGCGCACUUUAUUUCUUCCAUUUCAAAUGGAUGACCAUGAAAAAACCGUUAAACAAUGUUUAAACCCACCUGUUAGCAGAUCUAACUUACUAAUUGUUCCAUUAGUCGCAAUUUAGACAUGGUCUAGACAAGGUUAAGGAAGAACAAGGUUUAAUAAUUAUUGUUAUUCAUUGUUUAAAAAUGGGUUAGACAACGACUUUCAUAAACGCUAUCUAACCUUGGUUUAAAUAAUUGGCUUUUAAUCUCUAUAUAGUCUAGUGCUAACCCUGGCUUCCCUCCCUGGGAACUUGCAGCAUGUUUUAUAAUAAUUAUAUGUUCUACAUCUUUGUGAUUUCUCUUCCAGGGUCCUAUGAAUGCAGCUAAAGGAUUUGCAGUUCCACUGAAGAUGUUUGCGCAACAUGUACAUGAGGGCAAACCUCAUUUGUGGACCUAUUUAGAAGAUGAACUAUUCAUUGAAAUGAAUCCAGAAUUAAAGAAACAUUUAGGCCAACCUGUGAGUAAAACAAACUAGACAGAACUUGAUAUGCGUAACUGAGUAGUGUGUAAAUUAAUCAGUGCAAAGGGACUACCUUAAGUGUCUGUUUUUUACAAGUACAACCAAGAUCUAUAUUCUACUGCAGUACAACCUAACCUAACAAUGAAUGAUCACCUCAUUUUUAAGACCACAAGUCGUCCAGCCCAACACCUCAUUGAUACCAGAACUAACCGACUGGGUUACUUAUCAGGACAAAAUAAAUAAUUUUGCCUGCCCAUUGAAAGCUUUUGCGAGGCUCAGGGGUGAAAACAUAUGAAGAUAAUAAUUAUUUGUUUUUAUCAUGAGUCAAUUAGAUGAGUAGAUUAGGGUACUGGUAAAAAGGUGUGGAAGGUAUUUAAAACUCUCAACCCCAAAAUUGGUCAAUGGCUUCAAAGAAUGUGGAGGUGUUCCUUUUAAGGAGGCUCCAACUGUAGUACUCUGGUUGUUAAAAUUAUUUUUUAGUACUUUGAAUUGCUGAUCAUUUCAUGAGAAGUUGUUGGACAUGGAGGUUGACUGUAGUUCAGUUAUAUUGUUCUACUAAUACUGAUACAGGGUUUACCAUACAUGCUUCUUCUUCACCGUGAUCGAACUCAAUCCCAAAUUAUGCCAAAUACAGUUAUGGGAAAACUGCCUGUCUAAUUCUACAUGACUACUGGGGAGAAUUACAGAGUUUUUUUACCAUAUAGCAAAUAUGACUGUCAUUAGUGUGCCCCCCCCUACUGGGAUGUAACUCAUGCAUUUUUACCCAUUUUUUCACUGCCACAGAGAAUGAGAGAGAUCUGUAAGGUAGCUCUAACGUUUGAGUCUGUGAAAAAAAUAUUAUGGUGUGACGUUUCAAAUGAAACCUCUUUGGCAUAGAGAGUACUUUCACAUGGUACUAAUAAACUUUGUUUUUAUGCCAUUUUACAAAAUGAAAUUUAAUUAGUAAUUUUGUUUAGUUUUAGUUUUGACUUUGGCCUCCUUUAACAUUGAAAGGUUGAAUAUUCUUUUAUUUCAUUAUGCCAGGUUUAUUUGAAGGAAGACUUCUUCCAGUUGUUGCCAAAGGAGCUUCGUCCAUGGAAUGCUAUGCUCCUCUGGGGCACUGCCCAUUCACGAUCAUCUCUUCACAUAGGUAGUGUGCAGUGUCAUUUCUUGCAUUGUGUUUUUUUUUUUCAUUUGCUUUUGUAUUAUGUUCUUGAUUCUGUGCCAGAGACACACAAACAUGAGGGUAUUAUAGUCAAAAUUUCCCUUAAGACUGUUUUUUUAAAUUUCACUGGUUAUGUGGGACUAGCCUCCUCCGCAGGCAACUCCUAUUGCAAUGGUUACACUGACCGUGAGGAAUCUGAGAACAAGAAAGGGAGAAACAAAUGGGGAGGAAGUUCCCUGCCAAAAAUCGAAGAGUGUGGACAGCGUCCUUCACCAUUGUGGACCAGUGACAGGACUCGGGGUCCCCUGGGGGUUUUCAUCAGACUAAUUGUUAUAAGUCCAGUCCCCUAAGAAAUUUUUUUUGUCAUUCGAACUUUCCGACAUGGAUACAAGCGAGCACACUGUAAGUACUGCAAUCUUGCUUUUAUGCACUGCGUUUAUUCAAAAUGUUUGUUUUCCAUGUUUGCUGUUGUCUAAGUCUAGAUUCUGUCAUUUACAUUCGGACUUUUGCUUCAUUAGAUUUCUACUUUUCAAAAGUUUGUUGUCAAUGGAUUCAUUUAACUUACAAGUUUGAAUAUUAAAACAACACGACUUACCCUGCAGCUGUCAGUUAUCAUCGUUUUUCAUUUCUUAGCCUGUAUAACAGGCACUUUUUGAGCCAAGUGAGGCAAAUGCGGCAUUUUUCUCGCUUUUCGCACUCGUUUCGCACUUCACUCAAAAUGCCGAAUUUGCCUUGCUUAGCUUACCGACAUCACCUUCUAUUAUUAGAAUCAAUUCGACAGGGCAAUAUUAAAAGAUUCAUAUCAUUAAACAAAUUGACUCUUUAAACAGCCUGCUGUACAAACUUGAUCCCACUCGACUGAACUAAUCAUUUUGCUGACUGAGAAAAUCAUUAUUACGAAUGUUUUUAUGUGGUUUUCUCAAGUUUGCUGGUUCUUAAAUAUCCUUGUUUGACACAAAAAAGAUAAUGAUUAGACUACCAAGAGACAUAAGUCUGAAGAAAGCUCACUGCUGUAAAGGAUGGUUUUAGUUCUCACAUGUGUGUAGGUUGGAGGCUUAUUAAAGUUAAACAUUUUCCUGAAACUUUUGUGAGUCGGAAAAUAUAAAUACAUUAUUUGCCUGUUCGGGAGGGCUCAGAUGAACGAAUAUCUUGGAUAAGUUUUUCUAACGCCAUUUUCCUUUGGACAAACUAACAAACUACUGUGGGUCCUGGUAAACGGCUUUGUCUCUCAAAAUUCCCCCACUUUCCCAUACACAAAUUGGAUUUGUAUGCGUGUGCCAACAUGCACAGAAGGUCAUCACCUUGUCCAUAUUUGGCAGGCACCAGUGUCACUCCCUUUUCCCUCCCCAUUCUCUCACUUGUUCUCUAACACAGGACAGUGAAGCCCACGAGGAGGAGGCUAAAAUGGGACAACAGGUCACUAAACAAAAAUACCUUUUGUUACUAAUAAGUUUUAAUAAGCUGCAGCCUAAUGUUUGAAGCUACAUUGUAAGUUUUUUUCGUUUCCAAAAAAUAGUAGCAAUAAUAUCAGCUCUUUAGCAGUUGUGCUGAAAACUCUUGGUUGAACACGUAUCCAUCAAGUCAUCCUGUAUUAAAAUUGUAGAAGACAACUUACUUUUGUAGUUCCACUCUAUCAUAAGGUUACAGCUAUGUUUUAAAAUAAUAUAAUGUUUAAACAGAGUAUUAUUAUGCUUGUUAUAGAUCCCUACAACUGGACUGGAACAAAUGCUGUUUUAUCAGGAAAGAAAAUGUGGAAGGUAUUUUCAAGCUUUACUUAUAGCAGAAUUAUGUUAUGAACUUUUCCACAUAAUCUGUUCCAGGUCAAAGUUUAAUUUAGGUUAAAUUUUCUUAACCCAGGCUGAUUCUCUAUUUUCUUUAUAUCCCAGCCCUAAUUCAUGAAUUAUUUAAGGCGUAGGAGACAAACGAAAUUAAGAAUCAGCCUAGGUUAAAAAGUUUAACCCGAAUUUAAUUUUGACCUGCGACAUAUCCAUGAAAAUGUUUUUAAGUUCAAGCCCCAAGUCCACCCUUUAAUCAAUUCCACUUCAGGGUUCAUGCAUAUUCAUAUCUUAAUAUUUCUGAUUGUCUUGCUAGUGGCAGACGGGGACAGUGGGGGGGUGAGGGAAGGGUGCAAGGUAUCAGUAUACAUGCGUGAAAGCAUCCUGUUUUACCAUUGUUAACUCAGUAGUCCCAGAGAUUUUGCUGAAAAAUGCCAUUAGAAGCUGGUCAAGUUGUUUUCUGGGCACUGUAUGGCCUCAAAGAACCGAAACCACCCAAACUGUUGAUUAUAACUCAAGCUCUAUGCAGGCUUUUGUUCCAGUGUCCAGAAGGCUGCCUUUCCUCCCUGAUUCUUUUGCUUAAAUUCUCCUUCCUCCCUUUCUUACAGACUUUUGCCAUUCGCAGUCGUGUUGGUGUCUGCAAUAACUAUGGUUGAUUGUGUUAUUGUUUCUUUUAGCUUUAUCCUCCUGGCCAAGAUCACUUACUGUAUGUCCGAGGAAAUCAAAGAUCUGGUUUUCCUUUAGACUGUAUGAAAUACAACAGGUACAUGGUACAGCCUUUGUUUUACUUCUGCAAAUGCUAGAACUUUUAGCCUUUGUAAACAGGACGAAAAACUAUACAGGAUGUAAAAGAACUUACGUUGCUGUUUUAAAAGGGUAGGGGAUUUAUACCCCGGGUGGUAUUGUCAACUUUUCGUGGGCUGGGGGUGGUAGUAAUGGUUUGAUUUCAACUGGGAUGCAGCUAUGGUGGUAGAGGAAUUAAUUGAAUUGAAUUAAUUAAAUCUUUUUGUGGUUUCAUCCUUUGUAACAGUGUAUGUUUUAAAGUCCCAUAGAUACUUAUGUUCGUGACUACAAACUGUACCCACAGUUUAAAAAAGCCAGAGCUAUUACCUUUACUCAGGAGGCUGGGGAAAUCUUAAUCAUUCCCACGGGCUGGUUUCAUCAGGUAAAAAUUAUCGUGGUCGACAAACCUCUUCUUAAUUUUGUGGGACAAAGUCAAGACUGGUAGUAGCCUGUUUCAGGUGUUCUGAUAGUGGAGACAGCACAAAUAACAGUGACCAGGAAAAAAACAGCGAGGGGGUGGGGUAAGUAGGCUCCCUCAUUUCUUCCACUCCCUUUCUUCCCCUUUUCUCGCCUGUUCUCUAUUUUUCGCUCACUCUCCUCUAUCUAAACGCCUGGAAAAAGCUAGAAUGGCGGCCAUUUUCUCUGUCGCGCAAAGACAAAGCGUUUUAUCACCAGCUUCUUGUCUCAUUUCAAAUUACAACCGUGUGAAGUAUCGCACACUUUCUCCAUUGCCACAAAACUAUGCGACUGUACCCACAAAUUGGAACGUUGGUUUCAGUUGGUGGUCGCAAUCCAUUUUUUUAACCUUUAAUUUAGGUUGUUGAAAGUACAGUGUUGCCAAUCCUUCAUAAUUUGUUUUGGUAAACGUUUAAAAUAAUGGAAUGUAUUUUCAGCUGUCCUGUAAUUAUGUCAAUGUUAGUUGUUCGUAGGGUUGUGUUACCCGCGGAACUUGUGUUUUUAAGAUGUAAAACUUAGUUUUUGCCUCUUCUGGCAAUUGAAAUUGGUAGCACGUUUUUUAAACAGACGGGGAAAGUAUGUGGCAGGCGUCGUCGGUCAAACUGAGGGAGGAGUGAAAGAGUUUAUUGAUGAGAGAAGGAAAGGCUCUCUUUCCCUUUUCCCUUUUGCGCUUUUCUCCCCCUCCCCUCCCCUCCCCUUCCUUUUUUGUGCCUGCCACGCAGGCUAAGGAAAGUGUUGCUGCUGAGAUAUACAAUUCUUGUACAAUACAAUACAAUACAAUUCUUGGGUUUUCUUGGUGUACUGCACUCUUUUUCUCCUUGGUCUGUCAUGUUUUCGAAAAUGCUGGUUUUAUAGUCUUUUUAUACAUCUGUUCUUCAACCUUAAUGGUUUUUCUUCUUUCACAGGCAUAUAAUCCUGUAGAAACCAUGGCCAUCAGCAGCCAAGUAUGGAAUUCACAAAAUUACAAGUAGGCCACUUAGCAUUUUACGCUAUUGCCAGUGAGCUGACAUCAGUGCAACUUUUAACGUAACACUUAAAUCAGUCACUUUCCUGUUCUAAAUAUCAAAAGGAACAUCUUUGCAGUUCCAACAUAUUCGACCCACCUCUCACAACCCAGAUUACUUCAUCUUUUUCGUCGUUGAACAACUGAGAGGAUAAACGGUGAACCCAAAGUCCUUUUGAGAUGCGUUGCACUUGCAAUGACAUAACUGAUAGGAAUGAAAAACCGAAUAUAAAUAAGGAUCCUCAAUGCUUGCCCAAAGACUUGAACUGUGUUGCAGGUCCGCAUAGUUGGCUGUGGGGAAUCUGCAAAGAAAAAGUUUGAACUUUUUUUAAUGGCCUGUCGCGAGAAGCUGACUCAAAAGAUAGAGUGAUGACGCCUUUUUUUGCUAAAUGAAGAGGGCAUGUAUGUGGGGACCUCACAAUUUUAUUUGUUGUAUCGCCCUGAGGUUUCACACAUUUCACUGUUAUCUAAUUAGGCUGAUACUGGAGGAGAUAUAUAAAGCUGGAGAAGUCGAUCCAAGAAAACUUCCAAGAAAUUUUAACAGUUUAUCCGCCAAAGAACAGGUGAGCACGUUGUCAACCACCGCAAAACAGUCGUUUUGGUUUGUUUGUUUGUUUUUUUUUAUCGAGAUCUCGGCUCGAGCAACCGGGCUCUCGGCGAGCGGACCAGCCCGCCUUCUCAUAUAAACAGAACGACAAAAUUAAGAUAAAACAAGGCGUGAGCCGAGCCACGGGCCAGCCCGGCUAUACCGGGCUGGCUCACCUCAUAUGAACAGGCCCUAAAUGUGGAAUCAUAAAAUAUAUAACCGCUCUUCCUGUUUCCGGCUAACAUGCAGGGAUAAUCGGAAGUUGUUACCACCAUUGGUUGGGAGAUGAUGCUCUUAACAAAUAUCGUAGUAAAGUAAUCGUAUUUACCGGGAAACUAGCACGAAACGACAAAACGCUGAAUAAUUUGUAACCCUCGAAAAUCCAAUUUGUCAGAAGUUUUGUCUUAAAUUGUACAGACCUGCAGGUUAAGAAACAAAUUUCAUUUAAAAAAAAUGAUGGUCGCGGUACAAGGCAUUUUGUUUUCGUGCUUAAAUACAAGGAUUUAAAGGUGGAUAAACAUUUUUCAUUGUUUCCGGCUUUAAGUGAAAUGCAUGGGAAAAUUAUUGGCCUUAAACUUUUAAAACAAUUAGACUGAAAACCACAAGGAAGAACCAUUGAAGACGUGACAGAGAAAUUUGCGAUAAUUAAUUUUUAUAUAGUUUCCUCGUAUGUCUCUUUGUGCAUGUCAUAUUUGGGUUUGUCGCUUUGGUGUCCCUUUUUUGUUGGUUCGACCACUUUCAUGUCAGUAGCGAGAACAUCAAAAAAGCUAAAUAAUUUCAAUAGGUGAAAAUGCAACUUUGCACGUGCAUCACACUUUUUUGUGCAUUUCUUUGCUGUCACUGCACGUAUACGACGUGAAAUUUUAUGGAGGACGUAAACAAGAGAGGACAAUUUUUUCUUUUUAUUUCUAAAAUUGGGUGCAGUGUCCAAGAAAUCAACUCAAGGGAAAUUCGCCUACAUUUGACAUUUUCAGUAACCUAGAAUAAACGCGAUAAAGUUUGAAAGCUGAAACGCGAAUUCAUUUUUUCAAAGUGAGGUUCUCGCUGCCGUUGCCGACGCAAAAGCUGCCUAAUUUUAGUCUCGCAUCGUUUAAAGCCCCGUGCAAACUGACGCAACAUUGUUGGGAGUUGUUGCGUCCGUUUGCACGUAGAUAAAAGGUUGACCGUUUUCAAACUUUGCUUAACAACAUGUAACAGAGUGUGCAAACGGACGCAACAUGUACCAUCCAACAACGUUGCGUCCGUUUGCACGGGGCGUAAGGUGACCUGCGCAGGGUUUAAACCUAUAUUUACGGAAUAUUUUUGUUUAUAGGUAGAAGCUGUGGUGAAGAUAAUUCCGAAGGCUGUCAUAAGGAAAGGAAAGAAAGUAACGGAGGACUUACUCGAACAGCUCAAGUGGCGUGGAAAAGAAAAGUCGGGCAGAGAGUAAACGAUGUUUAGGACUUUUUAAGUGACGCAAGAGAGUUUUGCUAUUGCGCUCUGGCAUUUUGUCUGCUUCAGUGACACUGCUGUCGAAAAAAAAAAUCCGAUUUCUCCCGUCAGGGGUCGAACCUAUGGCCCUCUGGUCACUGGUUCAGAAAGAGAAAGCUUUCUUGUGAAACUUCUUAGUGCAAAAGGCGUGGUUGUCCUGUGCGCCUGACAAUUGCGAACAUAAGUUGAUAGAAUAUGAUCGUCUCAGGAGCGUAGUUCUGAAUAGGACCGUUGCUUACAGCGACAGACAUUUCGACGAUCUGUUUGGUAGCAUCGUCAUCAUAUUCAAAGCUUUUGUGUAUCGUCAGCUGAUUGUAUUUUACUCUACUG
Messenger RNA from Porites lobata, 12055 nucleotides. The record is from the annotation of a GenBank genome assembly. Lineage: Eukaryota; Metazoa; Cnidaria; Anthozoa; Scleractinia; Poritidae.